Messenger RNA from Melampsora larici-populina 98AG31, 1323 nucleotides. RefSeq lists its product as uncharacterized. Lineage: Eukaryota; Fungi; Basidiomycota; Pucciniomycetes; Pucciniales; Melampsoraceae. The transcript has 3 exons. The coding region runs from base 1 to 1323 and encodes 440 amino acids. The record is from RefSeq and is a predicted model, not a curated record.
AUGGCCGAACCGGUUCAGAUUGAACACGGACAUGCGAAGUGGCUAUUUAAUAUUAACGAAGCUCUGAACCGUGAUAUGAUCAAUCAAUACAGAGUGUUUAAAGAAGAGUACCAAAUCUGGUGUGAAAAAGAGGGUACCGAACCGAGAGAUCUAGGCUUGAUGAACUUCACCUUUAAGGAAAAGAAGAAGGAAUCAGAAAAUCAGACCGAGACGACAAAAGACAAGUCUAAGACAAAGAUUGAAACAAACACCAAAAUGAUAAUCGGAAGUUUACCGACAAAUGACAUGACAGGUCUAUCCCAAUAUUUCCAUGAUAUCAUGAUAAAUAAAAAUAUUCACAUGUCCGUUUCAAUUUUUGAUCCUACUUGGAUUUUGCAAGAUGCUCUAUUCAUGAAAACCCGAUCUACUAAGACAAGCUGUUCGACGAAUGUUAUAUCAUAUGUUGGGUUACCUUACGUAAAUGAAUACCGCCUUACAUCAAAUGAAUGGUCAACAAGAUUCAAUUUAAUGGUAAAAUAUCAAGCCGAAAAAUAUGAUAUUUUAGACUCUCAAAAAGACUCACCGAUUGCACCUAGAUUACGUUUGCACAAAGAGAACGUAUUACAAAUCCAAGUUAAAAAUUACGGGAAAUGGACCCCGGCUAUGAGAUACGACAUAGCGCACCGUCGUAACGUUUGGGAGAAUAGAUUACCUGACGGAUCAAUGGCGGACGUAGGUACCUUGAACGUAGAGUUAGCGGAGAGAGCUAAGGAAGAUGCGAAACAUUUUAACGACUACAACUAUGUUGACAACCCCUAUGCAUUUGGAAACGUCAUGCAAAACAUCAGUCCUUUGAAUGGGGAAACUUACCCUCAGCACGCCUCAUGGGACUCGAAUCAUGCUCUUAUCGACACACAGGCAGAGAUGCUGACAGGCAGGAACUUAUCAGUAUCUAAUAACCAACCAGUCAAUCCAGUAGUUGGUAGUAAUUUAUCAGUGCUUGCAAAUGGAAAAGCGGUGAAAUACAAAGUGAACAAUCCUUACGGGAAUGCGCACGACUAUUCAAAUAACGGAUAUGUUAGUCAACCCUACUAUAACUCGUCACCAUUCUAUCAUAAUCAACACACCUUCAUGCCAAAUGUUGGGAGUAAUAGAGGUGGUAGUGGUAAUCGAGGUGGGAUGAGAGGUGGUAAUCAUAGAGGAGGUAGGGGUGCUGUUACGGGAAGAGGAGGAAAUUUGUGUCCUUCAAUCGGACCAGGUAGCUUCGAUAAGUCGAUAGGAGCAAGUGGGAGUAAAAAUGCGGAAGGAAGUGGAAAUAGUAAUUCAGCUUCAGGAUCAAUGUGA